Messenger RNA from Thamnophis sirtalis, 1877 nucleotides. Lineage: Eukaryota; Metazoa; Chordata; Lepidosauria; Squamata; Natricidae. The record is from RefSeq and is a predicted model, not a curated record.
GAUCCUGACCAGUUUCAGUUUGGACGUACAAAGAUCUUUUUCCGUGCUGGCCAGGUGGCCUACUUGGAAAAAUUGCGGGCAGAUAAGUUCCGGGCUGCCACCAUCAUGAUACAGAAGACCGUGCGCGGCUGGAUGCAGAGAAGAAAAUACAGGAAAACCAGGGAGGCAGCUUUAAGUAUCCAGAGGUUCACCCGAGGAUAUUUGGCACGCAGAUUGGCGGAUCAUCUAAGGAAAACAAGAGCGGCCAUUAUUUUCCAGAAACAAUAUCGAAUGUUAAGGAUACGCCGGGCCUACCAAGCCAUCCGUCAAGCAGCUAUCACGAUCCAGUCCUUCACCCGAGGAAUGUUCGUUAGGAAGAACUAUCAAAAGAUACUUAUGGAGUACAAGGCCAUCGUCCUCCAGAAAUAUACUCGAGCUUGGCUGGCUCGGAAGAAUUUCACCAAGUUCAGAUGUGCGGCUGUGAUGAUCCAGUGCUAUUUCAGGCGCAUGAAAGCCAAGCAAGAGCUGAAAGCUCUGAAGAUCGAGGCCCGGUCAGCCGAGCACUUGAAGAGACUCAACAUUGGCAUGGAGAACAAAGUUGUGCAACUACAGAGAAAGAUAGAUGAACAGAACAAAGAACACAAGUCUCUCAGUGAGCAGCUCUCCACGGCAGCCUCUGCUCAUUACAUAGAGAUUGAAAAGCUGAAGAAGGAAUUUGAACGCCAUCAGCAGAAGAAGGGAGACAGGAACCAGCUUGUGAGCUUGCAGGAAGAAAUCGAUUCUCUCCGGUUGGCCCUGGAGAAGGCUCACGGGGAGCGGAAGAUUGUCGAAGACACGUAUGCCAAAGAGAAGCAGGUGCUCCAAAAGAGGAUAUCCGACUUAGAAGAAGAAAAUGUCCUUCUGAAGGAAGAAAAAGAGGCACUGAACAACAAGAUAUUGGGCCAGUCAGAAGGGAAUUUUAAUGGUGCAGCUAAGACUGGAGCCCCUGAGCAGAAGGUAAUUGAAACGAAGAAUGAAAUGGAUUUGGACCGAGAUACAGAUCUAGCAUACAACAGUCUGAAGAGGCAAGAGUUAGAAUCUGAGAACAAGAAACUGAAAAAUGACCUAAACGAACUCAGGAAGGCUGUGGUGGAUGGCGUAGUCCAAAACAAUUCUUCCAAUGACGUUCAUGACACCUACAACCUCCUCCUGAAUCAGCUCAAGUCCGCUAGCGAAGAGCUGGAAGUCCGGAAGGAAGAGGUGCUCAUUCUCAGGACCCAGAUUAUAAAAGCAGCCCAACAAAAAGACGCAGGCAGAAAUAUGGAAUCAAACCUCAAGACGCAGACCAGUUGGCCCAAUAGUGACAAGCAUGUGGAUCCAGAAGAUGCAAUUGAGGCCUACCAUGGAAUGUGUCAAACUAAUCGGCUCCUUGAGGCUCAACUCCAGGAACAGAGAAGGGAAUAUGAAGAAGAAAUAGAAACCCUAAAGGACCAGAUGGAGACCUUGAAGGAAGCGAUGGAGAAACAGCACGAAGUCUUCCUCCAGACACUCCAGUUGUCCCCAGAAGCCCAAGUGGAGUUUGGCAUCCAGCAGGAAAUCUCACGGCUGACCAGCGAAAACCUGCGGAUCAAGCCGUUACACAGUCUGAAAAGCGGAAACACGAAAUCAGCCGGCACGUCGCCGUCCAAAGGAAGGAAAAAGACUUCCAGGGGAUGUUAGAAUAUUGCGAAGAGGAUGAAUCUUCUCUCAUAAAAAAUCUCAUUACAGAUCUGAAGCCCCAAACAGUAUCUGCCACAGUUCCCUGCUUACCUGCCUACAUCCUUUUUAUGUGCAUCAGACACGCCGAUUACAUUAAUGAUGAUCAAAAAGUGCACUCGUUACUCACCUCCACUAUUAAUGGUGUUAAAAAAGUAUUAAAG